UUCCAUGGGGUAAAACACGUACAGCUUCUGCAUGUAAUUUUUUGGUGCAAGUUGUCUAACAGAAACUACGGCUUGAUAUGCUCUGCGUGCAGAUCGAUGCAUUCUGUUCUAUGGUUUCUCAAGUCAUCUAGAGAUUCGGAUAGUACACUGGAGAGCGAUAGCCUCCCCUGAUGGACCAUGAAUCUUGAGACUUUUGGGUGUGGACGGCAAUGCUAGAUGUACUAUACUUGAAAGCAGUAUCAACUACAACCUAUAGAAAAAGAGUGUUUUGGCUACUUUGUGCUUCACUUGUAGAAUGUCAUGUCACAUUUCUCACUCUCGCGAAAAGAUGUACAUGGGCGACCGCACUUGAAUGAGCAGAGGAUGUAGCUAAAAACUCGUUCAGGGCGUGAAAAUUGAUGAUUGCAGUAAUCUACUGUGACCUUGAUACUGUUUUUAUAUCAGGUAGUGAAACUUGCCUAUUCCCUGAUUUUUUGCUUAGUUAUACUUCAUUCGAAAACUCGCAGAAUACCAUGUUCUCUCUCGGUUGCAUGCCUGAUGACUGCAAUUCCAACGAUGAAUUCAUAGAAGUGUAG
Molecule: messenger RNA, 575 nt
Organism: Periconia digitata
Lineage: Eukaryota; Fungi; Ascomycota; Dothideomycetes; Pleosporales; Periconiaceae
Source: the annotation of a GenBank genome assembly